AUGGUGGCCAACGGGGGAGGGGCCAGUAGUGGCCCUUCUCGGUCGAUCCCACGGGAAGCAGCAACAGCGCCCGCUGCAGGGAUGCAGACGGCGCAGGCUCGGGAUGAGAGGCUGACGCGUGAGUUGGCGCUUAUUGAGCUCGGCAGGCGGGUGUUGAGUGCCCGUGGGUCUUUACCGACUUCUUCUUCAGCUUCAGCUUCCGCUCCAAGCAGGGAGAUGGAGAAGACUAUUAGCAUCAGGACGCCAGAAGGAAGCUUCGAUGUAACUGCCGGCGGCUUGUCUUCAGAGGAGUUCGCUGCCGCUUUCGAGAGGUACAUGGCCGGUUGCGUGCUGCAGCAGGCAAACGCGCUACAGCAGCAGCAGCAGCAGCAGCAGCAACAGCAGCAGCAGCAGCAGCAGCAGCAUACGUCGUUUUCGUCAGCAGAUACUGCAGCGCUGCUCUCAUCAGCAGUGGACCUGUCUGGCCUCCGUGAAGGUGUGCCGAUGCUGUCGUCCUCGAUCGGGCGGAGCAGCGAGGCUGCUAGGAGUUCUUCCUCCUCUUCCUCGUCAUCAUCCUCAUCCUCUUCCAGUCGGGGUUCCCCUGGGGCUUUUCAGCACAUUGUGAACGCCGCGCAAAUAGCAGCAGCAGAAGCAGCUGCAUCUCGUAACUGCGGCGAGGCGGAGGGAGGCCGACCCGUGGGUGGUGGGCACGGCGCGGACUCUACAGAUUUCCAGACUUUUAUGGCGGAGUUUGCCUCGGGGGAUGCAACUGACUUUGCCCUGAGAACCGGAGGAGGGAGAGGCCAGACUGGAGGAAGUGUAGCAGCAGCAGCUGCUGCUGCAGCAGCAGGAUUGAGUACCAGGGAUGCAGCAGCAGCCAUAUCCCACCAGUUCCGUAUUGGGGCGGGUGGGGUACUGGAACAGGAGGGCGUGGUUAGAGGGAACGGAGAGGAGGACCUCCUCAGCACUUCUCUCUUCUCGCGUCUGAUGCACGAGUGUCAGUCGCAAGGCGUCAGCGAACUCGAUCUAAGCGGUGAACAGCUUGGGGGGAACAACGGGAGGAUUGGAGCGGAUGCCAGCGCGCGAUUGUCUGCGGUGUCUGCUGAGAUCCUCGCGUUUCUGCAGCAGCACCACCUCAACAAGCUGACGGAGAAGCCGGAGACGGCAAAGCGACUGCUAGCCAGUGCCAACAGCACUGCAUGCAACAGCAACGUCAACAGCCGCAGAACAAGCAACUGCAGUCCUGGAGCGGACGACGAAGAGGAGGCGCGUGCAUACAAGCGCCGCUUCUUAGAGAUGCAUCUACUAGAGCAGAGACGGGCAAGUUUCGCUAGCAGCAGCAGCAGCAGCGGCAGCAGCGAAUUGAGGUUGAUGACUACCAGCGGGGCCGGGCCACGAGAGGGGGAGGCCAGGGAGGGGGCUGCGGACGCUGGAGGGGCGGGAGGGGAGCGAAAGCCGAAGCCUGCUGGACAUGAGAUCGUUGUUAGUGGGGCGGUGGCCAGUGACUCGCCUUCGAACCCUUCUUCUCCUUCCUACUUAGCAGAGCUGCAGUUGAUAGAACGCGUCGCUGGAGGGGAUCCGUUCGCCCAGGAGGACGCCCUUGGGGGCACCUCUUUCAGGGGGCCUCUGGGUUACUACAGCGUCUGUGAGGGGGCCGGCAAAGACGAGAGCUCCAGCCAGAGGCUGUACCCGAUAGUGCGUGGGGUGUCGCGAGACAACACCAAGAAGAGGUGGGCAGUGUACUGGAAAGGUUACAGACGGUACUUCUACGAUAAGUUCUUCGAAAGCUGCGUUGAGGCGUACAGGAGAGCCGUGCAGUUCAGGCAACAGGCCACCACUGCAGCAGCAGCCGUCACGGCCACAGGAAACCCAGCACAUCUGAUUGCUGCGGGGCUACACGGGUCGCCGGGGGGAGGGCACACCAACGCCAAGCACCACCUAAGCCAAGCGAGCGGAAGAAAGAGCAAGAAUUCAUCGCCUUCUGCAGGCGGCAACGGCUCACGGGACGAUAGAACGGUGGUUUGCUUGUACAAGGAAGCAAUCCUCUUCAUCCUAGAAGACUUGAGGAACAACGUACUGGCCCAGUAUAUCACAUCUACGGCGGCUAUCAACGCCAGCGCCGCCGCGUCAACAGCCGGGCAAGCAAUUCCAGGGGAGAUGACAGCUGCAACGACGGCGAAGCGUCUGCUGGAUCAGACGCUGAUGAUGCACACAAAUGUCGUGGGGAAUGCCACCUCCACUGCAGAGCUCCAGCCAUCCCUCAUGCUCAUUGCCCCCUGCCUAGAGGAGUUGAAACUUCCCAGCCAACAGACGCCGCAGCAACAGUUGUCGCUUAUCCAGUCCAUCCUUGCGAUGCACAUCCAGCAACUUGUGUUGCUGUCGCGAUACCUGAACAAAGGGACCGACGCCUUGCCUGAAGGGGAGGAAGCCGGCAGUGCCGGCGUGCCCCUGUUCAUGAGGAUCUGCAGGAGCAGCAAAAAGCUCCAGCAAGUGCAGGAAGCACGGUUGGCGUGCCCGCGUAGGUAA
Molecule: messenger RNA, 2505 nt
Organism: Eimeria mitis
Lineage: Eukaryota; Apicomplexa; Conoidasida; Eucoccidiorida; Eimeriidae
Biological process (GO): regulation of DNA-templated transcription
Molecular function (GO): DNA-binding transcription factor activity
Source: RefSeq, a predicted model, not a curated record